Messenger RNA from Cavenderia fasciculata, 312 nucleotides. RefSeq lists its product as uncharacterized. Gene Ontology annotation, cellular component: Ragulator complex. Gene Ontology annotation, biological process: positive regulation of TOR signaling; cellular response to amino acid stimulus. The record is from RefSeq and is a predicted model, not a curated record. NCBI's taxonomy places the organism in Eukaryota, Evosea, Eumycetozoa, Acytosteliales, Cavenderiaceae. The transcript has 5 exons. The coding region runs from base 1 to 312 and encodes 103 amino acids.
AUGUCAUCUGAACUUAAUAACUUUUGUCAAAAGAUCAUUCAAAGAUUCCAAGGAUCAUCUAUAGUAAUUGCAGAUAAGGAUGGUUUUGUUUUAGCCAAGGCUAUUGACCACGACACUAUGGAAGAAAAAGUAAUCGACAGUUCAUUUUUAUCUACCUUUUCAUUGGCAUCUGAUCAGGCUGGUAAACUUUUAUUUGGAAAGAACAAGAGCAUUGUUUCAUAUUUUGACGAUAAAUUGGUAUUUCAAAUCAAUGUUCAAAACAUUAUAACCAAUAUUCCUCAACGACAACAUUUAGCACCACCCGACAUUUGA